CUCUCAAUGUCUGUCGUGGCAGGAAGUUGCUGGAAUUUGGUUAGGAUCUUUAAACCUCAGUGAUAGGAUAGGACAAUAACAGAUCAGAGUUCUCUGUCGAAAUCCAUCCGACGAAGAUUGUCGAUGGAUAACACUGGAUAUUGCAACGAGAGUAGCACAAGUGACGAGGACAUGGUGGAGAUAGCAGGGGCAACAUUAGACUUCUCUACCACAGAGGAUGUACCACCCUUGGACCGAGACUAUGGUUCUGGGGAUAACCCAGGUAUGGAGGAGGUGAACGGGGUGCCUAAGCUGAUGGACCUGCUGGAUGAUCCCGUGCCAGGGGUGGGCACCUAUGAGGACUUUAACACCAUAGACUGGGUGCGGGAGAAGUCCAAAGACCGCGACCGCCACAGAGAGAUUACCAGUAAAAGCAAAGAGUCCACAUGGGCGCUGGUGAAGAGUGUCAGUGAUGCCUUCUCUGGAUGGCUGCUCAUGCUGCUGAUUGGACUCAUGUCAGGCGCAUUGGCAGGUGGGAUCGACAUAUCAGCCCACUGGAUGACAGACCUCAAGGAAGGGGUUUGUCUGAACGGGUUCUGGUUCAACCAUGAGCACUGCUGUUGGACCUCCAACGAGACUACCUUCCAGGAGAGGGACAAGUGUCCCCAGUGGAAAAGCUGGGCCGAGCUCAUCAUCGGCACAACAGAGGGUCCCUUUGCGUACAUUAUGAACUACCUAAUGUAUGUGUGCUGGGCUCUACUAUUCUCCUUCCUGGCUGUGACACUGGUCAGGGCCUUCGCCCCUUAUGCCUGUGGCUCUGGAAUCCCAGAGAUCAAAACCAUAUUGAGUGGGUUUAUCAUCCGAGGGUACCUGGGGAAGUGGACCCUGGUGAUCAAGACCAUCACCCUAGUCCUGGCUGUGUCGUCAGGGCUCAGCCUGGGGAAGGAGGGACCCCUAGUCCACGUGGCCUGCUGCUGUGGCAACAUCCUCUGCCACCUCUUCACUAAGUACCGCAAGAACGAGGCCAAACGCAGAGAGGUUCUGUCAGCUGCUGCUGCCGUUGGUGUGUCUGUGGCUUUUGGUGCCCCCAUAGGAGGAGUGCUCUUCAGUCUGGAGGAGGUGAGCUACUAUUUCCCUCUGAAGACGCUGUGGCGGUCGUUCUUCGCGGCCCUGGUGGCAGCCUUCACCCUGCGCUCCAUCAACCCGUUUGGCAACAGCCGCCUGGUGCUGUUCUACGUGGAGUUCCACACCCCCUGGCAUCUCCUGGAGCUCAUACCCUUCAUCCUCCUUGGCAUCUUCGGCGGCAUCUGGGGCGCCUUCUUCAUCCGAGGCAACAUCGCAUGGUGCCGGCGGCGUAAGACCACGUGGCUGGGCCACUAUCCGGUCCUGGAGGUGCUGGUUGUCACCGCGAUCACGGCGGUGGUGGCUUUCCCUAACAGCUACACACGCACCAGCACCAGUGAGCUCAUCUCUGAGCUCUUCAACGAUUGUGGCCUGCUGGACUCCUCCAAGCUGUGCAACUAUGACAACGCCAACGUCACCAAGAGCAGCAACGAGCUGCCGGACCGUCCGGCUGGAGAUGACGUCUACACGGCCAUGUGGCAGCUGUCCCUGGCCCUUGUCUUUAAGAUGCUAAUUACCGUGGUUACCUUCGGCAUGAAGGUGCCUUCUGGUCUGUUCAUUCCCAGUAUGGCGGUGGGGGCGAUCGCAGGCAGGCUGCUGGGGAUAGGCAUGGAGCAGCUGGCUUACUACCACCAUGACUGGGUGAUCUUCAGGGGCUGGUGCUCCCCUGGUGCUGACUGCAUCACCCCAGGCCUCUAUGCCAUGGUGGGGGCUGCUGCCUGCUUAGGUGGGGUGACCCGCAUGACCGUGUCCCUGGUGGUCAUCAUGUUCGAGCUGACCGGAGGGCUGGAGUACAUCGUGCCCCUGAUGGCGGCGGCCAUGACCAGUAAAUGGGUGGCGGACGCCAUCGGGCGCGAGGGCAUCUACGAGGCUCACAUCCGCCUCAACGGGUACCCCUUCCUGGAGGCCAAGGAGGAGUUCAGCCAUAAGACCCUAGCCAUGGACGUGAUGCGGCCGCGUCGCAGUGACCCGCCGCUCUCCGUACUGACCCAGGACGGCAUGACGGUAGAGGACGUGGAGACCAUGAUCACAGAGACCACCUACAGCGGUUUCCCCGUGGUGGUCUCCCACGAGUCCCAGCGCCUGGUAGGCUUCGUGCUGCGCAGGGACCUCACCAUCUCCAUAGAGAAUGCCAGACAGCGUCAGGAUGGGAUAGUGAGCACCUCCAGGAUCUUCUUCACGGAGUACACGCCCCCUCAGCCCCCCAGCAGCCCCCCUCCUCUGAAGCUCCGGGGCAUCAUGGACCUUAGUCCCUUCACUGUCACAGACCACACCGCCAUGGACAUUGUGGUGGACAUCUUCAGGAAGCUGGGCCUGCGCCAAUGCCUCAUCACACACAAUGGUCGGUUGCUGGGGAUUAUCACAAAAAAGGACAUUCUGAAGCAUGUGGCCCAGAUAGCCAAACGGGACCCAGACUCGAUCCUCUUCAACUGAUGCUUCGCUACCAGCUGCAGCACCUUUGGCCAGGCAUCACUGUGGAACCACAGCUUUUACCCAGGCCUGUCUCCAGGCCAACUCCAUUGCAAUACGUUCAUGUCUAACUAGUGGUUUCCUCCCACUUUGAAAACAUUGCAGUGACAACUGGCCACUUCAUUAGAACUAUGGAGGUAGAGGAGUCAUUGGACUUCAACAGCAAGCUGGCUUUCCAGGAUUGACCCAAACGAUGAACUGGAUUUAGAAAAAGUGUAUGACUUGUUAAAUGACUGUCGGUAACUGUGAGAGUAUUUUUCCUUGGCCGUAUAGGCAGGAGUGGUCUUCCUCUUCAGUUGUUCAGGUAUAGCAUGUGUCUCUAGAGACUAAGGAGCCUAAAGGAGCUGAGACCAAAUCUGGAAUCUUGAGGUAUUAACAAAACCACUGCCAUGGAAAUCUUAACCCAUACAAUCACUAAGCUAGGAGUGGAAAUUAUCAGCUUCAACCUAUCAAAACACCAUGAGGAAAAUCACAGUUGAAAUUGUGAAGUCACUGUCUGCCUAAAAUAUUUGUUGAUGUUGAAAUGUUGAAGUAUUUUCCCUGGUGUUAUAGCUAUCACUGUUUAGCUCUACAGAAAUGUUUAUUUUCUUGGCAAUGUCUUUUUUUGUCAUGUAACGGGUGGUGGUUUUGACACAGACCUGGAGAUGUCUUCGUACAGACACAAUCUAAUAGACUAGACUAAAAUAACCUUCCUCUGAAACAUGCAUGCUGUGGUUAUCCGCUUUGACCACAGGGAGGCACUACUGUGCACUAUUCUGCGAUCACAUGUAUAUUUCUUUGCAAAAUCAAUUUCCUGCAUAUUAUGCGAUGGCUUGCAAAUUUGACCAAUCACCGCACAAUUUCCACAUAAAACAGUCAAAUUAUCAUAAGCACAUGCAAAAUGUCAGAUUUGCCACAGCAAAAUCAAGCAUUUUGACCUGCAAAUAUCACCAAAAAUCCCAGCGAAAUCCAGGAGGGACUGAUUUAUGAAACUUUACUACCAACUGAUCAGUAACAAACACUCAAAAGUGCAAUCAUGAAAAUAUGAAUUGUAUUACUCAUUUUGAAUAUGCACCCCUAUAUUUCUGAGCUUUAAGACCUUUUCAGUGAAUAGUAUUUAUUGCAUAAGUUUAUGGAGCACACUACAGAAUCAUAAAGUCAGUGACUAACUGUAAGUCGCUCUGGAUAAGAGCGUCUGCUAAAUGACUAAAAUGUAAUGAUCAGGCAGUCUUGAGGUCAUGGACAAUAUCAGUGUUGGUGUGUGAGGGGAUGAUUGAGAGAGGGAGAGGUCUCCAGUAUGUCACAUCUCAUAUCAUCCUCCUGUUAUCUCUUCGUCUGUCUAUGGUCUGGGAGGGGCAUGUGUUCUUGUUGCUCUUCCUUGCUAAGGCCCAGGCAACGGCGUCCGGAUCUAGAGACAGGACUGGCCUGUCAACACUAGUGAAGAACUCUAGAUUUCUUCUCCCUCUUACCUCAUUAUCUUACUGUCUCACGAAGCUCUCACGUCUUGCCCUCCCUACAACAAAGUCCACACUAAGAAUGAAAAAUGUAUGCACUCACUAACUGUAAGUUGCUCUGGAUAAGAGCGUCUGCUAAAUGACUAAAAUGUCAAAUGUAAGAAUGAGCAACUGAAAUGUAGCAUAGUCUCUUAAACAUGAACUAAGCUGAGGAACCUGCCCUGUGAGAAAUUCUUAACUCUCACUUUUACCUUGAGCAGGUUGAUGGUGGCCAUUCUUAAGCUAGAUUCAUGGAUUCCUUGACAUCCUGUCUUAUCCAUAAGUGUCUCCAUUGUUGUAUUACUUGUAUACCGUAGUUCAUUACAUCAGUAAAAGGCUUAACUGUAGGGUCUCAUAGAGGUAAACACAUUUCAUUUUAAAGCAUUUCAUUAAAAAAAUUAAGUACUUAUCAGUUUUUUCGGGGGGUGUAGCUACAGUUACGUUAUCAAACUGUGUGUCUGUAUUUGUAUUUAUGCCAUGUGCAAUGGUUUUGUAUCACUACCAUCUGCAAUGGUUUUGUAUCACUACCAUCUGCAAUGGUUUUGUAUCACUACCAUCUGCAAUGGUUUUGUAUCACCACCAUCUGCAAUGGUUUUGUAUCACCACCAUCUGCAAUGGUUUUGUAUCACCACCAUCUGCAAUGGUUUUGUAUCACCACCAUCUGCAAUGGUUUUGUAUCACCACCAUCUGCAAUGGUUUUGUAUCACUACCAUCUCAUGUAAAGGUGCAACUGAGAUUCAAAAAUGUGAAAUAUUAAUAAUUUAUUCCCUGUCAUUUCAACUUUGCUACAAAUUAAAACAAUGUUAACCUUCA
Coregonus clupeaformis (lake whitefish) is the source of this 4856-nucleotide messenger RNA. RefSeq names its product H(+)/Cl(-) exchange transporter 5. The record is from RefSeq and is a predicted model, not a curated record. Gene Ontology annotation, biological process: chloride transport; transmembrane transport. Gene Ontology annotation, cellular component: Golgi apparatus; synaptic vesicle; membrane. The coding region runs from base 124 to 2535 and encodes 803 amino acids. NCBI's taxonomy places the organism in Eukaryota, Metazoa, Chordata, Actinopteri, Salmoniformes, Salmonidae. Gene Ontology annotation, molecular function: voltage-gated chloride channel activity. The transcript has 13 exons.